CUUCGGCUUCGGGCAGUUACGAAGUCCACUCUUUGGUUCAACGACAUUCUGUCGGGCCCGCGUUGCCCUACAACGUUCUUCUCUUCCGCUUGUCGGUCAUGGGGGAGUCGUCCUCUGCAUCUGUCACUCCGCUCACUCACCUGACAGCGCACAUUGCUGCCCUGGCUCGCAAAUGAUGGCGGACGUCCUCUGGCUCCAACAAUGAUGCCCUCCGCUUCGGAUGCGGUGCCGUUACUGGCCGUCUGGUCCGGCACAACUAACGGAUGGACUCGCACACCUCGAAUCCCAUAUCCGUACUGUCCUUUGCCUUUGUGUAUAUCAUGGCUGAUAUUUCUGUUGGCGUUCGUCAACCGGUCGUCGGCCAUGGACCCGGUCGAGAACUUCUGCAGACGGUUCGGCCACCAAACAGCCGUAAUUGACAGAAGGCUAUACAUCGACGGCGGUUUCAUCAACUAUAACCCGCUCUCGCAAUACCCAACGAAUUACUCUAACUUCGGACUGCAUUACCAUGACCUCGACACGCCGGGCGAGAAGCUGAUGCCUCAGCUUUAUGCCAAUUUGACCAAGAAUACCACAAUACCCAGUGUCAACGGAGGGACCCUUUGGGCAGAUAAUGUCAACAAGCGGCUCUAUCUCUUUGGCGGAGAGUACUACCAGCAGCCCCCAUCACAGCAAUAUACUCUGUGGUCCUUCGACACCAUCUACAACACAUGGGAAUCCUUUGGCUCUCCGGCGCAGGACGAUAUUGGCGCCGUCUCAUACGGCGCCGGGGUAUCCGUCUCUGAAACGGGUGAGGGCUACUACUACGGUGGUUGGAGAUCAAACAACACCGUGCCGGGCUGGACUGGCCCGCCGCUUGCGCAGACGGGCCUGGUAAAGUACACCAUGGACUCCAACACCUGGUCGACGGAUGCGGGACCGGACUCGGUCGGGAGGGCAGAAGGGUCCAUGGUGUUUAUUCCCGUCGGAGAUGGGGGGAUGUUGGUAUAUUUCGGCGGCGUCCAGGAUCCUCACGGCAACGGCAGCUGGGUUGGGCAGCCGAUGGAGAGAAUCUUUCUGUUUGAUCUCCUGAGCUCGAAGUGGUACAUCCAGAAUGCCACCGGGACAAUUCCGCCAAUGCGGAGGCGGUUCUGUGCCGGGGCGACUUGGGCACAAGAUCAGACGAGCUACAAUAUAUAUCUCUACGGCGGCGUAGGCAUGCCCCCAAACACGGGGGGGUUCGACGACGUGUACGUUCUCACGAUCCCCUCGUUCCAAUGGAUCAAGAUGUACCCAACAGACGGCAGCUUGACCGGCGAGUACGGUCACCACUCGCUCAGCUGCAAUGUCAUUGAUGGCGCCCAGAUGAUUAUCAUUAGGGGCACAUUUCCAAACAGAGACCAUUGUGACGUGCCGGAACAGUACGGCGUCCACAACAUGGAUAUGGGCCAACAAAACGAAGAGAAAGCGCUAUGGAAAAUCUUCGUCACGAACAUCACCAAGUACGCCGUCCCAGAACCCAUCAUCGCCGCCAUUGGUGGUUCAGCGGACGGAGGAGCAACCAAGACCGUCCCCGACGCGGGAUUCGACAGCUCCGAUCUCCGUGUGCUCAUGACGCGCAAAGCCCAUAUCCCUAGCAGAACACCAACACGCCCUCCCGCACCAAUACGAACACCCGGUCAGGGCAAACACCUCUCCACAGGCGCCAUAGCCGGUAUCGCCGUCGGAGGUACCGUGGCCCUGGUAUCCUUAGCCCUCGCCGUCAUAAUCCUCAUCCGCCGCCGCCGCUACCUCCUGUCAGACAGCCAACCUCAGCCCAAUUACGCUCCCACUAGCCCACAUGAAUGGAGUCCUCAUGCCACUAGCUCAGCGACUUACACCCCCAACAGCCCGCACCCGCACAGCCUUUUCCUGCACCACCACGGCAACGGCUACCUUCUCCCGUCUCAACCAGCCGAACUCCCCGUCCCCUCAUCACCACAACCCCGGUUCGCACCGGGCAUGACAUCCUGGCUGAGCCCAGACGGCUUUCUGUACGAACUUGUGUCCGGGGCGCAGCAUCCGGACGUCGCCGCCGUUGGCGCAACGCCAACGGCAGCCCUGAGCGGAGGCCUUGGCGGCGGUCACGGUGGCCAUGACAGCGGAAUGGACACUGGGACAAGCAGCAGUGAUGCUAGUGGACAGCCGCACCCGCAGACCAAGGUUGACUCGGAGGGGAGGGUGUGGGUGCAGGUCUCCAACGUCUCGCCGCAUUCUCUGCCGCCGUCUUCCAUCCCGCCUGGGCGGCCGUCGCUCAAGGUUACGGGUGGUGGAGAAGGAAGAAGGGGGGGGAGUCCCGGGGGAUUGGGGUCACAGCGGUACGAUUCCAGACCGGGAGGGAGGGAGCCUGUGAUGAUGCCUGGGUCUGAGAUGGAGCAGCAGCAGCAGCUGGUGAGUGCUUCUUCUGGUAGGGUGCCAGAAGAACCGCAGGAGUUGAGCUGCGAGUCGACGGGUGAGGCGGAGUGGGAUGCGGCGCAUGGACGGCCGCGGCAUAUGACUUUUUAUCAUGCUUGAUUUUCUAGAAUGGCUCAGGCUGGGUUUCUUUGGUGUGGGUGGCUGAUGAGUGUGUGUGCGUUCUGGGUGGAUGGGGCAACAGCAGGAUAGUUGGUUGCUGCCAGUGUUCUUCAGUACGCAAUGGGGAGGGGGUUUCGAGAACUGCCCUAGAUACGACUCGACAUGUGAUUAGCAAGUCCACUGAAGCCACGAGUUCAAGGACUGUUACAGUGAGCCUACGUGUCUGUAGGCCGGAUAGAUAUGUCGGAGAGGAAUGAGAGCAAUUGUUUGGUGCAAGGCCGGUUGGUCUCGAGGCUCGGAGACUUUGGGCUCGGAGACGGCUGCUAACCUUCCGCU
Molecule: messenger RNA, 2868 nt
Organism: Parathielavia appendiculata
Lineage: Eukaryota; Fungi; Ascomycota; Sordariomycetes; Sordariales; Chaetomiaceae
Exons: 3
Coding region: 202-2532 (776 amino acids)
Molecular function (GO): protein binding
Source: RefSeq, a predicted model, not a curated record